AUGGUAAAGCUCUGGUAUUUUCUGACAGUUUUAUUGUCAAUAUUGAUACUAGUGAGCCAUUCAUGUCAAGCAAAAGUCAUUGAUCCAAAUUCUCUCAACGCGGCAGUUGCUACUCAUCUAUACGAAAGAAAAUUUCUGGGAGCUUUAUGUGAUGGAACUACUGGACUUGCAUGUUAUACUGGAUAUGUAAAACAAACCUUUCUCUACAAUGAAACAGAAUUGUAUUUUACUAAUAGUUUUACCAAGUCCAUUAACAAGUAUAAUCUUCAGACGAAAGUGGUGGAAACUAUUGUUGGAACAGGUUCUUAUCACAGAGCUCCUUUAACGCUCAGCGAUUUGUAUGCAACUCCAAAGGAAACUAAUAUUGGAGAACCUAAUAGCGUUGCUGUUUAUCAAGGAUUCGUCUACUUUACAACAAUUGAAAAUACUGACGUGAUUUUCAGAGUCAAAAGUGAAGGUAGUGGACUUGUUACAAUCUUUGCUGGUGUUUCUGGGUCAACUGGUUAUAAUCCUUUGGUAAUUUCAAGAACCUCUUCACCACUUUCUGGUCCAACUUAUCUGAAUUUCUAUUCGAAUGGUAAUUUAAUCUUGUAUGAGAGUGAAAUUUGUACCAUUCGAUUAAUUUCUGGUAAUAAUAUUACAACACUCGCAGGAAAUGGCCUAUGCAACUAUGCCUAUGUAAACAACACACUUUCGAAUGGAAUUUCGGCCAUGACAAUUUCCACCGAUCAAAUACUCUACAUUUCCACACCUAGUGGAGUUAUAAUGAAAUGGAAUGGUGCAGAUUUCGUAACUGUCUAUGACACCCAAGCUUUUGUCAGCAGUUUGGCAGCAAACUCUGCAAAUAUUUACUUUACAACAGAUACGAAUGAGUUAAGCUCAGUUUCUAUUGAUGGUUCGAAUAGAGUUGUGUUGAUGGGACCUAAUCUAGGUUUCAUGAGUGAUGGCCAAGUUCUUUCUGGUGGAAAGACUGCCUCUCCAAUGGCAUUGUCCAUUAGUAAGGCAAGUUCAACAUUAUUCUUUUCCGAAAAUGGAAAUGCCAGAAUUAGAACUUAUUUAAAUGCCAAUGUUAAAACCCUUAUUGGAUUUAGCUCAUCAGGUUCAGCAGCUACUACUCUUGUCAAUCCAACAAAGAUGGCUCUCGUUGGAUCCAAUCUCUAUGUUUUAGAGACCAUGUCCGGCAGCAUCCUCAAUUAUGAUGUUAGUGGAAACGCUCCUGCUGGAGGUGGUGGUUACAAAUUAGUGACAUCCAUUGCAGGAUGUUCCAGUAUUGUUGCCAUUAAUAAUACAGUCUAUGUUGGCUCAACUCUAUAUAAUUCAGUGUAUAAGAUUGAGGGAACUAAGGCGAUAAGAAUUGCUGGAAAUGGAACUAAUUUAUCUAGUGGAGAUGGAAAGUAUGCGAAUGCUUCAACCAUUUCAAAUCCAUUGGCGUUGGCUUCUGAUUCGAGUGGAAGUUUAUACAUUCUUUCUACAAAUAUUAUUAGAAAGGUCGAUAAGAAUGGAAUCAUUUCCACUCUAUACAAUUAUUUUAGCACUGGAUUGAAUGAUAUUUACAUUAGUGAAAAGGAUGAAAUAUUAAUCAGUGAUUUGAAAGGUUAUGUUUAUCAAUUGACCUGUACAACAGAUUUAUUUCAAUUUUGUGGCUAUAUCCAAAUUGCUGGUGUUUCUAAUGGAUUAGCCAGAAGUGUUGGUUUUAAUAAUGCAUUAGAAGUGCCAAUUAAGCCACUCACCAUCUCUGCAGUGUCAAAUUUCAAAACUGGUUACUGGAAUACUUUGUUAAUUUCUGAAUCGACAAGUAUUUCAGUAGUUUCAGAAGGACUUAUUUCUGGAUUAGUCUACAAUCCAAAGAAUAGCCCAACAGUUAGUUUUCAAACCCUUCAAGUGACUGGCUUUGCAGUCAACCAAACCAAUGGAGUCAUUUACGUUUCAGGUCCUUACGGAAUUUCAACAUUAACUCCUUACAAAUUACCAAGGGAAGCUUGUCCAUGUUCUGGAAAUGGAAUUUGCUAUUCGAAUAAUCCAAAUCUCUGUCUUUGUGAUCAAGGAUGGAGUGGAACCAAAUGUGCACUUCCAUUGUGUAAUGGAAUUCUUUCUACAAAUCCACAAGUUUGUACGAAUGGUCAAGGAGUUUGUAGUGCUCCAGAUAGUUGUGUUUGUAAAUCUGGAUUUGUUGGAACUCAAUGUCAAAUUCCAUUCUGUGUAGGAUCAACUCUGAAUGAAAACUUUACUUGUUCUGAAAGUCAGUCAAAUUCGGGAAGCAAUUCAUCGACAAGUACAAAACAGGAAAUUAUUGUUGAGGUUGUUGAGACAGUGACUGAUCUAAAUUCCAAGAAUUUGACAUUUACUACUGUUGACACUAUUGAAGUUGUCUUUCCUUCAAACUUUUCAAGUUAUCUUUCACAAACCAUUUCACAAAUUGCCAAUAAUCCAAUUACACUAGUUUCGUCUGUGGUUGACUCUACAAAUUCAAGCACUAAUCCAAGUGAAAAUCCUGUCAAACCUCAACUCGUAGUCAGUCCAGUAAUCACUCUCUCACUAUUUACCAAUUCUUCCAUGAUAAUUUCUGUGAAAAACUUGGAGAAACCAAUCGAAUUACUCUUCACAAAUAUUCAACUCUCAAAAAUUGAAUCUUCCUCCAAUCUUACAUGCAUGUUUUUCGAUACCUCAAUCAAUGAUUGGAGCGACGAAGGAAUUUCCUCAAAAAUCAUUUCCAUUCAACAAGCCGAUUCUCAAUUCGUAAUUUCCAUGAAAUGUGAAACGAAACAUUUAACUUCCUUUGCAGUAAUUGAUAAGAAUUAUAAGAAACAAGUUUCGUCUCCCAAUGAAGGAGGAAACAAAAUACCAGCAACUGUUUCUGAAUGGAAAAGUCAAUUGGAAGGAUUGAGUGAAAGUGAAAUUAUUGCAAUUUCAGUUUCGAUUGGUGGAUCAUGUUUGAUUAUUGCAACUUUGGCGAUUUUAAUUAGUGUAGUUUGUAUCAUUGUCAUGAAGAGAAAGAAAAAUCGUUGUUUAACCAUUUAA
Messenger RNA from Naegleria gruberi, 3018 nucleotides. RefSeq lists its product as uncharacterized. The record is from RefSeq and is a predicted model, not a curated record. The transcript has a single exon. The coding region runs from base 1 to 3018 and encodes 1005 amino acids. Lineage: Eukaryota; Heterolobosea; Eutetramitea; Acrasida; Naegleriidae.